This is a messenger RNA of Drosophila pseudoobscura, 2881 nucleotides long. RefSeq names its product L-asparaginase-like protein GA18140. Gene Ontology annotation, molecular function: asparaginase activity; N4-(beta-N-acetylglucosaminyl)-L-asparaginase activity; beta-aspartyl-peptidase activity. Lineage: Eukaryota; Metazoa; Arthropoda; Insecta; Diptera; Drosophilidae. Gene Ontology annotation, biological process: protein deglycosylation. Bases 16 to 1389 code for a protein of 457 amino acids. The transcript has a single exon. Gene Ontology annotation, cellular component: lysosome; cytoplasm. The record is from RefSeq and is a predicted model, not a curated record.
GUCUGGGCCUCAGUCAUGAGGUACUUGUGUCGCGCGCAGCUUCUGAGUCUCCUGUUGUUGCCACUGCUCAAGGCCCGGCUCUCAGUCCCAGCUCAUCCGAUCCCCAAAAGCAUUCUGCCGCUGAUGAUCAGCACUUGGAACUACACGGACGCCAACCGCGAGGCUUGGACCGUGCUCCGGCAGGGUCCCCGGCGGACGCGCCAGGCCGUGAUCCAAGGCUGCCUGCACUGCCAGAAUUCGAACAGCUGCGGCCGCCUUCUGGGCGGUCACAGCGCUCCCGACAGCUCCGGCGGGAUCACCCUGGAGGCGGCCCUCAUUGAUGGCGCGAACAUGGACUACGGGGCUGUGGCCGGAAUGGCGGGGAUACGCAAUGCCAUCGGAGUGGCGCACGACGUCCUGAGGUACACGAACCACUCGCUGUUGGUGGGUGAGGCUGCCGCCAGGUUCGCCGAGGCCAUGGGGCACAAGAAAGAGGUUCACUCUCUUUCGACCACCUUAGACGUCCUGCUCCCCUGGCUUCUGGGCAAAUGUCAGCCCAACUUCUGGCGGAAUGUGCGUCCGUUGGCCAACGACAGCUGCGGCACGUUCUCGCCGCUUCCCCAGGAGCAGCACCAGCGGGAGAUGCGUCAGGAGUACCCCAUCGAGCCGGGCCACCACGAUCAGGUGGGCUUCCUGGCCCUGGACACGGAAGGCCACCUCCAUGCGGCCAGCCUCUCGAGCGGCGCGCGCUUCCGCAUCCCCGGGCGAGUGGGCGAUGCUGCUGUGCCCGGAGCCGGCAUCUAUGCCGACAACCAAGUGGGCGGCGCCCUGGCCACCGGAGACGGGGAUGUCCUGAUGCGCUUUUUGCCCGCCCUGUUGGCCGUAGAGGCCCUCCGCGCCGGACAGUCUCCGGCCAGUGCCGCCGAGGCGGUGAUGCGACGCCUUCUCAGGCACCACACGGAGUUCAAUGGCGGCCUGGUGGUGGUCAGUCGACUGGGUGUCUACUCGGCGGCCUGCGCCGGUCUGGAUGAGUUCCAGUUUGUGGUUAGCGGCGAGCACAGUGGCAGGUCCAUGCGUCGAGUAGAGGGAAUCAAAUGCUUGGAUCGCCAUGAAGUCGUAACCGGAGGACCCAGGGGAAAUUUCUAUGUAGGCCCCAAGAAGAUAUGGGCGGCCGGGGGGGAAGAUGUCUUGGUGCAGCGAGUGGAGAAAAUUACGCUUAACGAAGGAGUCGAUUCCCGAGAGUUUGAGGAGGAAUACGUAGAAGACAAGGCUGCGGAAAUAGACGUGGAUGAAGGGCAGAAAGCGGAGGAGGUACGAUCCCUCUUGGACGAAUCUCCGGGAGAUCUUUUGCUCCAUCAGCUCGGCCUUGCGCCACCUUUUCCCUUCCGUUUUCCUUUUAUAUACUUUUGAGGGGAAAAAACCUUGCCCUCUGCCGACCCCCUCCCUCUCUGCAGAGCUCACAAUUUGUAUAACAAUUUCAGUUUUUCCAGUUUUCCAUUUUCGGGUCCUUUCGUUUUCCUUUCCCGCACUCGUAUCCCCAAUUCAUCUGCUUUGCAUAUUUCUUUGUUAUUUUUCAGUAUUAUUUUCCCUUCUUUUUCCAUUUCGGGGGUUUAGUCUCCGCACCCCCUCUGGACCGCCCCCUGUCUUGCGAUUGUGUAACGUAAUCCCCUCGUGUUGGUUUCCUUCGAAAAUCUGCUGUAAAUGUAUGCAAAUAAGUACAGUUGUGCUUUAAUUUGUGCGAGUCCCACAAACUUUUGACGGGUGUGACCUAACCAUUAAAGUUUUUCCGGGAAAGUUUUCAAUUGCGGCAAAGGAAAACGAAGGAAAAUCUGCGGGGAUUGCUGUAAGCUAACUAUUUUUGACCAGUAUUACUACGAAAUAUGCUAGAUACCAGAGCUUGUACUACAACCACAAUCUACUCGUAGAAUAUCGUUCGUCAAAGCUCUUGAAGAGCUGCACUCCAUUCAAUUAAAAGCGCAAAUGUCUUACUCAGCCUUAUCUAUCACACGCCACGAUUAUAUUUUUGUGUGUCAUAAAAAUUGAUUGCAAAAAGUCGCUGCGAUCCGCGGCGAUAAGUCAAAGAUAACCCACAGGCACAGAAAAUAGCAAUUGGCCGGCAAUAGGCAAUCGAAAGGCAACCAAGCAAUAGACGACAAUAAAAACACUAUAAAUGGGGGGAAGUAUUAUUUCUAAAAAUCAAAACAAAUGUUAAUAAAUAAUAUUUAAUUCAAUGAAAUCUUCAGACAGUCAUGCGGAUGAGUCAGGGUCAAAAUAUCACCCAUUUGGCAUGCCUCAAAGGCAGAUAAGAUUCCUUACAAUCCCACUUCAAUGGUCAUUUGUGAUACGGGUACUUGUCAGCGAAUCGGCACUAAUCUAGGGAAACAUCUUGAAAUUACUUGCCCUAGAACAAUGUAACCUGGUAAUACCCAGGGUAUACUGUAUUCUGAAACGAGUCUUUUCGUCUGUUUUUCCUGAUAGACCUCUGGAACUGGACGAGCUUUGGUAUUUCUUAGUCUUAGUGCGGUAUUUCUUAGUCGAAAUACUCACCAGAGAACUCUUGGCUAUCUCGUUAUCAGUGGCUGUGAGGGGGGGGAGUAUGAUGGAGUGGGUGGGCUGGCGGACAGGGAACAUGGUCUCAAGUGGCGCAAACAAUUGUGAAUUUUUGUGUGUUGUUUUCGAAAUCCAAUUGCCGUUCAGUUUCAGUUUUAUUCGGUUUAGCAAAGGUGUUGAAUGUUCCACUGUCCAAUUAGAAAUAUGCUGCCAUUUUGGUCUGGACUGAUUGCCUGUCUGUUGGCUCUCCUGGUCGUCCCUCAGGCCCUUGCCUGGGAGUCGCCAGAGCUGCGGAAUGCGGCAGAGCCGCCCCAGUGCUACAGCUGCGAGGGCAUCAACUGUCUGAGGACAA